Messenger RNA from Habropoda laboriosa, 3519 nucleotides. RefSeq names its product structural maintenance of chromosomes protein 2 (gene SMC2). Gene Ontology annotation, molecular function: protein binding; ATP hydrolysis activity; ATP binding. Gene Ontology annotation, biological process: chromosome organization. The transcript has 8 exons. Gene Ontology annotation, cellular component: chromosome. The record is from RefSeq and is a predicted model, not a curated record. Lineage: Eukaryota; Metazoa; Arthropoda; Insecta; Hymenoptera; Apidae.
AUGUAUAUAAAGUCUAUGGUAUUAGAAGGAUUUAAAUCGUACGGAAAAAGAAUAGAAAUAAACGGUUUCGAUAAAGAGUUUAACGCGAUCACAGGAUUUAAUGGUAGCGGUAAAUCAAAUGUUCUCGAUGCAAUAUGCUUUGUUUUGGGUAUUACAAACCUUGUACAGGUACGUGCAGCAUCAUUACAAGAUUUAGUUUAUAAAUCUGGCCAAGCAGGUACAAAGAAAGCUAGUGUUACUAUAACAUUUGACAAUAGAGAUAGUAGUUCAUCUCCUAUGGGAUAUGAACAUCAUGAAGAAAUAACAGUUACAAGACAAGUUAUAAUUGGUGGUAAAAAUAAAUACUUGAUCAAUGGAUCUAAUGUUCAAAACAAACGUGUUCAAGAUAUGUUUUGUUCUGUUCAAUUGAAUGUAAACAAUCCACAUUUUUUGAUAAUGCAAGGAAGAAUAACAAAGGUUCUAAAUAUGAAACCUGUUGAAAUUUUAUCUAUGAUAGAAGAAGCUGCAGGUACUCGAAUGUAUGAAAAUAAAAAAGAUGCAGCUUUAAAAACUAUAGAAAAGAAGGAUGGUAAACUAAAGGCAAUAAAUGAUAUUUUGAAAGAAGAAAUAGGUCCAAGAUUAGCAAAACUUAAUGAAGAAAAGACACAGUACGUUGAAUUUCAACGUAUAGAUAGAGAGCUAGAACAUUGCAAAAGAAUUUAUCUUGCAUGGAAGUAUGUGAAAACUUUAAAUGAAAGUCAAGAAGCAGAAGAGAAUGUACAAAUUAUCAAAGAUAAAAUAGAAGAGAACAUCAAGAGCAUUAGUGCUGGUAAAGAAGAAAUUAAAAAUAUAGAGAAAGAAUAUGAUGAAUUGGCUCAACAAAGAGAUGAUGAACUAGGAGGUGAGUUAGAAUCUUUGCAACAGGAAUUAAAAGAAACAGAAAAAAAGCAAAUUAAAUUAACAGCAGAAAUUAAUAGCAAUAAAGAAAGUACCAAAGCUGCUGAAACAGCAGUGAAACAAUUAAAGGAUAAUAUAGUAGAUGAUCAAAAUGCUUUUACAUCAAAGCAAGAAGAAUUUUCUAAAGUUGAAGAGCUUUUUAAAAACUUGAAAGAGAAGGAUGAACAGGACAGUAAAGCAGUAUUAAUUGCACAAGAAAAGUAUAAAAAAAUAAGUUCUGGUUUAUUGGAAAGUCAAAAUGGUGAAAAUGCAACAUUAGAACAGCAAUUAAUAAGUGCUAAAAAAAAUGUAACAGAAGCACAGACACAGCUUAAGCAAUUUGAAAUGACAUUAAAUCAUAAUAGAGCACAACUAAAAAAUAAAAAAGCAGAUAUGAAAAAUACUGGAGAUGAGUACAAAAAAUAUACUAAGGAUUUAGAGAUUAAAGAGAAGGAAGUAAAAAAUUUGGAAAAUGAACUGAAGAAGUUAAAUUACGAAGAUGGAUGUAUAGAACAUCAUCGAGAACAAAGAAAUAUUUUGAGAAAUGAAAUAAGAAGAUUGGAGGAAAGAGUAGACGAUUUUGAAUCAAGAUAUCCUCAAAUUAGGUUUGAAUAUCAAAAACCUGAACCUAACUUUAAUCAUAACUCUGUGAAAGGAGUUGUAUGUAAACUAAUGACAGUAAAAGAUAAAAGAGCAGCAUAUGCUUUAGAAAUUGCUGCAGGAGGAAAGUUGUACAAUGUAAUAGUGGAUACAGAAACUACAAGUAAGAAAAUACUUCAACGUGGUCAAUUACAAAAACGUGUUACUAUAAUUCCUUUAAAUAAGGUGCAUGGAAGACCCAUGGAUAAUGCAUUAGUUCAAUUGGCACAGAGGAUAGGUGGUGUAGAAAAUGUUCAACCAGCAUUAUCUCUUGUAGAUUCUUCACAAGACAUUAAAUCGGCAAUGACAUGGAUUUUCGGACAAAUAUUUAUUUGUAAAGAUAUUGAAACUGCUAAAAAAGUAGCAUUUCACGAGAAUAUAAUGAAAAAGUGUGUUACUUUAGAAGGUGAUGUCGUUGAUCCUGCUGGUACUUUGUCCGGUGGUGCACCAUCAAAAACUGGAUCAAUUCUUUUGAAGUUGGAUGAAUUAAAAACUAUUCAAAACGAAUUACGUAUUAAACAACAAACUCUUCAAAAUACUGAGAUCACUUUAACAAAUAUGAACAAUGUUUCUGAGAAAUAUUCUUCACUGAAACAAAAAUUUGAUUUACGCAAUUAUGAAAUCAGUAUGGUGAAACAAAGAUUAGAACAAACGGAAUAUUAUAAACUACAGGAAGAGAUUGAUUCUUUAGAGAAAUGUAUUGAAGAACUUUUGCAAAAAAAGACAGAGGCAGCAAAAAAUGAGAAGGAAAGUGCUAAACUUGCCGCAACACUGGAACACCAAUUAAAAGAUGUGGAUAAUAUUCGUAAAAAGCAAUUAAAGGAAAUUGAAAAUGAAUUAGAAAAAUUGAAGAAAAAAGCUGAAAAUAGUCGCAAGGAGUGGCAAAAAAGAGAACAUGAGGCAGAGACACUUCAAUUGGAAAUCAAAGAAUUGCAGAAGAGUAUAGAAGCUGGAAAAGAACAGUUAGUAGCAUCUGAAGAAACGUUAAACGAGUUAGAAGAAAAAGCAAAGUCAUUAGGACAAGAACUAGAUGAAAUAAAAGCUAAUGUAAAUCAGUUACAAUGUGAUAUAAAUGAACGAAAAACCGUUAUCAAUCAGCAAAAUGCUUUCAUGAAGAAGCUUAUAACACGAAAAGAAGAUAUUAUAAAACAAAGUAAAGAAGCAGAAUUAGACAUUCAAAAGUUAAAUCAUGAAAUUAACUCGAUUAAAAAUAUUGCUACAGAUUGUAAAGAAAGAGUUUCUGAUCUUACUCGGAAAUACGAAUGGAUUGAACAAGAUAAAAUUUAUUUCGGGAAAACAGGUAAUACAUAUUUUAGACUUAACCAUAAAAUAUAAGUACAACGAUUACAAUCGAUGCGUGAAAAACUAAGUCGAAAUAUUAAUACACGUGCUAUUAGUCUCUUUGAUAAAGAGGAAGAACAAUAUAAUGAAAUGAUGAAGAAAAAGAAAAUAGUUGAAAAUGAUAAAAGAAAAAUAUUAGAAACAAUUAAAUAUUUAGAAGAAAAAAAGAAGGAAACAUUAUUAAAAGCUUGGGAACAAGUAAACAAAGAUUUCGGUUCAAUUUUUAGUAGUUUACUGCCAGGGGCUGAUGCAAAGUUACAACCUCCUGAAAAUCAAACUGUCACUGAUGGGUUGGAAGUGAAAAUUGGAUUUUCUGGGAUUUGGAAAGAAUCCUUAGGAGAAUUAUCUGGCGGACAAAGAUCUUUAGUGGCUCUGUCCUUAAUUUUGGCUAUGCUUUUAUUUAAGCCUGCUCCACUUUAUAUUUUAGAUGAAGUUGAUGCCGCGUUAGAUCUUUCUCAUACGGAGAAUAUUGGUACAAUGCUAAAAAGGCAUUUUAAACAUUCACAAUUUAUUGUUGUAUCAUUAAAGGAUGGAAUGUUCAACAAUGCUAAUGUAAUAUUUACAACUAGGUUUGUUGAUGGAAUGUCAACAAUAUCUAGAUGUGAAAGAAGAAGAAAUAAGUAA